Passer domesticus (house sparrow) is the source of this 5390-nucleotide messenger RNA. RefSeq names its product zinc finger protein 687 (gene ZNF687). The transcript has 9 exons. Lineage: Eukaryota; Metazoa; Chordata; Aves; Passeriformes; Passeridae. Bases 152 to 3772 code for a protein of 1206 amino acids. The record is from RefSeq and is a predicted model, not a curated record.
GGAAGUGGCGGAGGGGAAGCGGCGCCGCUGAGGGGCCCGAGCGGGACCGGGGUCGGGACCGGCAUCGGAACCGGGAUCGGGAACCGGCAUCGGGAAUUGGGAUCGGGAGCGGGACCCGGCCGCGGGGAGCGCCCCCCGCGCUGCUCCAGCCAUGGGGGACAUGAAAACCCCGGACUUCGACGACCUCUUGGCCGCCUUCGACAUCCCCGACAUCGACGCCAACGAGGCCAUCCACUCGCACCACGAGGAGCCCGAGCCGCACGGCAAGGCGCUGCCGGGGGAGCCGGGCGCGGCGGCGGCGGCCGAGCACGCCCUGCCGCACGCCGACAUCUCGGCCGUCAGCGUCAUCGUCAAGAACACCGUGUGCCCCGAGCAGCCCGACGGCAAGGACGGGCACGGGCUGGCGCCGCGCCUGCUGCAGAACGGCUUCGCCGCCCCCGAGGCGCCGCGCUCGCCCGGCGCCCGCGGCGCCGAGGCCGCGGCCAACGGCGACUGCUGGGCCAAGGAGAAGAGCGCCAAGGCCCUGGAGCUGUUCGCCCACUUCAGCCCCGAGCCCGGCGAGGACGGCGCCAACCUCAUCGACAGAGCGCGGGAGUGCAAAGCCAAGGAGAAGCCCCUGGCCGUGCCCGCGCUGGCCGCGUCCCCCAGCCCGUCCCUGGAGUGCAAGGAGCCGCUGGCCGGGGCCGCCGAGGGCCUGGACGCCGCGUUCCCCGCGCCCUUCCGGGCCGCGGCGCCCGGCGACGCCUCCCACCCCGUCGCCUGCAUCAAGAAGGAGGAGUCGGACCCGGAGGAGGCUGCGGCGCGGGGCUGCAGCCCCAAGGGGCUGGUGCUGGACCACCUCAAGUCCGUCACCGUGCGCUACUCGGCCGGCGACUCUGCCGCGGCGGCGUGGCCGGCAGCGGAGCCGGCGGCGCUGGACGGCGGCACCGGCGCCGCGGCCGAGCUCAAACGCUCGCCCGGCAGCCCUCGGGAGCCCUUCUCCUCCCCGGGAAUUGCCAUCCCGCCCUCCCCCAAGCAGCUCUCCUUGAAGGAGGAGCGGGAAAUGCUGGGGAGAUCCGUGGGGAGCCCUCCGAGCGUUUCCAGCGGCGAGGAGGAGGAGGAGGAGGGAAGCACCAACUCGCCGUCCUCCAGCUCCUCGCGGCCGCUCAAGGUGCGCAUCAAAACCAUCAAAACCUCCUGUGGCAGCAUCACCAGGACGGUCACCAGGGUGUCCUCGGACUCGGAGCCGCCCUCCACCAAAAUCCCCAGCGAGCAGAAUUCCCAGGAGCCCUUGGAAUGUCCCGCCGGCAUCGCCACGGAGGCGGCGGCCAAGGAGAAGUCGGAGCUCUCCAGCCCCCUGAAAAACACGGAGGGGCCGAAAAUCGUCAGCGUCCAGCUGGGCAACGGCACCAAGCUGAAGGGCACGGUGCUGCCCGUGGCCACCAUCCAGAGCGCCAGCAGCGCCAUGCUCAUCGCCGCCAGCGUGGCCCAGCAGAAAUCCGUGGUCCUGCCGGGAAAAUCCGGGAAAUCCGUGGCCAAGAACAUCCUGAACCUGGUGCCGCAGCCGCUGCCCAAGGGCGACGGCAGGAGCGGCGGCGGCGCCAAGGCCAACGGCGGCGCGGCGCUGCCCAAGGCGGCGCCCAGCGUGGCCGGCACCGUCAUCUCCCGCAGCCAGUCCAGCCUGGUGGAGGCCUUCAACAAGAUCCUCAACAGCAAGAACCUGCUGCCCACCUACAAGCCCAACCUGAGCCCCCCGGCCGAGUCCAGCCUGGCGCUGCCGCCCUCGGGCUACCGCUGCCUGGAGUGCGGCGACGCCUUCGCGCUGGAGAAGAGCCUGGCGCGGCACUACGACCGGCGCAGCAUGCGCAUCGAGGUCACCUGCAACCACUGCACCAAGCGCCUGGUGUUCUUCAACAAGUGCAGCCUGCUGCUGCACGCCCGCGAGCACAAGGACAAGGGGCUGGUGAUGCAGUGCUCGCACCUGGUGAUGCGGCCCAUCGCGCUGGAGCAGAUGAUCGGCCAGCCCGACAUCACCCCGCUGGUGUCGCUGGCCCUGCCCGCCGGGAAGGUGGCCCAGGAGGGCGGGGCCGCGGCGCAGGAGCUGCCCGUGCUGCCCCUGGGCUCGGAGCAGAGCAGCUACAGCUGCUUCAGGUGCCUGGAGUGCAAGGAGCAGUGCAAGGACAAGGCCGGGCUGGCGGCGCACUUCCAGCAGGCCGGGGUGGCCACCAGCAGCAGCAGCACGGUGUGCUCGGCGUGCCCCAUGAUCCUGGCCAACCGCUGCAGCUUCAGCGCGCACCAGCGCAUGCACCGCAGCCGCCCGCCCCACGUCUGCCCCGAGUGCGGCGGCAACUUCCUGCUGGCCAACUUCGAGUCCCACCUCAAGGACUCCUGCCUGCACUUCUCCCGCAGGGUGGGCUACAGGUGUCCCAGCUGCUCCGUGGUGUUCGGCGGCGUCAAUUCCAUCAAGUCCCACAUCCAGAGCUCCCACUGCGAGGUUUUCCACAAGUGUCCCAUCUGCCCCAUGGCCUUCAAGUCCGCGCCCAGCGCCCACGCCCACGUGUACACGCAGCACCCCGGCUUCAGCAACCAGCAGUCCAAGAUGAUUUACAAGUGUGCCAUGUGUGACACGGUGUUCACGCACAAGCCGCUGCUGUCGUCGCACUUCGACCAGCACCUGCUGCCGCAGCGCGUCAGCGUCUUCCGCUGCCCGCAGUGCCCGCUGCUCUUCGCCCAGAAACGCACCAUGCUCGAGCACCUCAAGAACACCCACCAGCCCCAGAGGUGCAAGGACGACUCCUCCCGGAGCUCGGCGGCUCCGCUGGCGCCCAAGGCGGAGCCGCUGGAGGCGCCGGCGCCGCGCAACUCCUCGGAGUCCUCGAGCUCGUCGGAGGAGGACGAGGCGCCGAGCUCGCCCGAGCUGCGGCGCGCCCGGCGCGGCCGCUUCGCCCGCAAGGGCGGCAGCAAGGCCAAGGGCGGCGGCUGGAGCUGCGGCGCCUGCCGCUCCUGGUUCCCCGAGCGCGACGAGUACGUGGCGCACAUGAAGAGGGAGCACGGCAAGUCCGUGAAGAAGUUCCCGUGCCACCUGUGCGAGCGCUCCUUCUGCUCGGCGCCGAGCCUGCGCCGCCACGUCCGCGUCAACCACGAGGGCAUCAAACGCGUCUACCCCUGCCGGUACUGCACGGAGGGGAAGAGGACGUUCAGCAGCCGGCUGAUCCUGGAGAAGCACAUCCAGGUGCGGCACGGCAUCAAGGUGACGGACCCCGCCCGCAGCCAGGAGGUCGUCAUCGCCCGCGGCCCCUCGGGCCCCGCCCAGGCGCCGGGCCGCAAGCGGAAGCUCUCCUCGGACGAGUCGUGCAGCGAGGAGCCCGACAGCACCACGCCCCCGGCGCAGACCCCCCGGCCCUGCGGGGCCAAGGCCCCGUUCCGCUGCAGGAAGUGCGGGUUCGUGGCCGGGAGCCGCGCCGAGUUCCAGGCGCACAUCCCGCAGCACCGCACGGACGGGAACUGCCAGCAGUGCCGCGAGUGCGGCCUCUGCUUCACCUCGCAGAGCUCCCUCAGCCGCCACCGCUUCAUCUCCCACAAGAAGAAGAAGGGGGCCGAGCCCGAGGACGCCUCGGGAGGCGCUUCCCAAGGGAGCGGCGAGGCCGGCGCCGGGAAUUCCGGCGGCGCCGAGGGGCGGCUGGAGUGCAAAGUGUGCGGGAGGGGAUUCGAGAGCCAGCUCAACCUCAAGACGCAUUUCCGGACCCACGGAAUGGCCUUCAUCCGAGCCCGGCAGGGGGCCGAAGAGAACUGAGCAUUCCCGGGAUUCUGGAAUUCCUGGAAUCCUGGGAUUGAGUUCAUCCGAGCCCGGCAGGGAGCCGAGGAGAACUGAGCAUUCCCGGGAUUCUGGAAUCCUGGGAUUGAGUUCUUCCAAGCCCGAGGAGAACUGAGCAUUCCCGGGAUUCCGUGGGAUCGGCUCCGAGCCUGGAAUCUCGGCAUUCCCAAAUUCUGGGAUCAGCCCCCAGGACAACUGAAUAUUCCCGGGAAUCUCAGAAUUCCCGGAAUUCUGGGAUCAGCUCCAAGGCCGGGAAUUGGCGCCGUGUACAUAAAACUCCCCCAGAGCCCUUCCCGCUGUCCGAGGGAAAGUUGGGAAUGGGAUUGGGAUUGGGAUGAUCCCAAAUCCCGCCAGGAAUCCCCUGGGAAUGUUGGAUUGGGGGUUUCCAGGACCCCUCCAGGCCCUUCCCAGGAAUUCCCGGAUCCGGAUGGGGCGGGGGAAGCUUUUCCAGCAAAAUCCACCUUUUUUGUUGUUUUUGGGUUUUGUUUGGUUUUCCUGGAUUUGUUUUCCCGUUUGGGAACGCUCCUGGUGUGUUUUGUUGGGAAAGAGGCGAUUCCAGAGUCCUGGAAUUCCGCAGGUCCCCAGGAAGGACACUGGGACACUCACCGGGCAUUCCCGAGGGAGCAGGAGGAGGAAAAAAGCUGGGAAAAAGGAGAGAAAAGAAGGAAAAGGAUCCCAAAAAACCGCCAGGACUGGGAAGGGAUCCCUCAAAUCCCAGCCAGGAGCCUUUUCCUGAAGGAAAAGUGGGAAAACUGCUCCCAAAUUCCAGGCUGAGGCUUGGUGGCUUUUCCAAUUUUUUUCCAGCUCCUCCUUCCCCUCGGGAUCCAGGACCUUUUCCCACUUCCAAUCCCCCAAAAAAUCCUCUGGAAAAGCCCCUCCGGACUCCACCGCUGUUCCCAGAAUACCUGGAAGAAUUCCCGGGAUUCCCUCUGGAUACCCCUCCCCUCCCCUCCCCUGUAAAGUUGUAUCAUACACUAAAACCCAGGAUCCCAACAACUGCUGUGCUCCCUCUGGGAUUUGGGUUGGUUUUCCAAGGUUUUUUCCCUUUUUUUGUGUUUUUCGGGAUGGCAGAAGCUGCUUUGGGGGUUGAUUUUAUUUUUUCUUUGGUUUUUUUUGGAUUUUUAUUCCCAGUUUUUCUGACUUUUUCCAGCAGGAAUUGGGGAGUUUUCCCUCCCCUUUUCCCUGCAGGUGGAUGGAUGGAAAAAGAGUGGAAAAAAACUGGGAAAAAUCAGGUGGAAUCGGCCAUUCCCAGAAAUCCCCCGGGCCAGGUGUAAAUACAGAGAAGAAAUUAAAGUUUCUACGAGAUUUAGAAGGAAAAAAUUCCAAAAAAACUAUGGAAAAAUGGCUUUGGACCCACGGUUUUCCAGCAUUUCAGUGCCUUGAGCUGGAUUGGGGUGGAGGGAGGGAGGGAGGGGCUGGAAUUCUGGGACUGUUCCCCAGGAGUUUUGGGGUUGGACCCUGGAAUUUCGGGGCUGUUCCCCGGGGGUUUGGGGAUUUUGGGAAUGUGCUGACGGAAAGCCGCGGGCUCGAGAGGCUCUCAGGAAUUCUUUAUUCUGUAGGAAUCGAUUCCAUUAAACUCCAGUGGUUUCACCCUCUG